AUGCAAAACGAGAAUGAAAAGCCCCCCGACCAAAUGACUGACCGUCAGAAGUCAUUUGAAGUCAACAAUGCGUCUUCUGGUGAACCUCCCCCGGGAAAUCAAAUGCCUGUGCGAAGUCCCACUGUUACUCGUUCUCACCUUGAUGGACUAGGCCUUGAUAUGCGGGCAUCCCUCCUCCAAUCUGGAACCAAAUUCCAGCCUGGGAAUGCCUUCUCUCUGCUGAAGCCUAUUCCUGCCAAUGGAAGCAGUCUUCCUCGUCGAGCCAGUGCCCGCUCAGCUUCCCGCAGCCCUGAAGAAAAUGUUCCACGCCCUCCUCCAGUGCUUCGCAAAAUGUCAAGCCUCGAUUAUGAGGAGGGUCUCGCAAUUCCCAUGCCUAAGCCUCGUCACAUGAAAACCGAUUCUAACAAUUGCUCAAAUACUUGUGAAGAUAAAGUUGAAAGACCCAAUACUUUGCGCAAACGCUUGGCUAGUGAUCCUAUUUCGUCUCUGGCACACACCACACCCGAGCCCAUAGGCUUUCAGGAUAGCCCUGAAGGCAGGAAGAGGUCGCGUUUUGAGAUGAUCAAGUCAAAAUUGAGCUUCAAGGACUUACGGAAGGAAGCCCUCAAGGAUGCUUCACCUGCUCAUUCCAACAAUUCAAGCCCUCAUGAGUAUCCUAAUGGAAUUCCAACUGGGUCGAGCUCAAGCAGUCAGGGAUCCAACCUACACACCAAGACCCACCCAAUUAAGAAAAGUGACAUAUUACCACCCAUACCUCUACAAGCUCCUCCAGUGAAGCCCCGGCAGCCCUCCGCCAAGAGAAUUCCUCUGCCUUCCUCGGGGACAUUCUCCAGUGCAAGACCUACAUCUUCUCUCGUCAAACCAACUAGCCAACGAGCCAGUCUAUCGGGAAGUCGAGCUUCGUCUUCCACAAUCACGUCGACCAUUGAAGAGAAUGAAAACCCGGUAGUUUGCACCUCUCCCUUCCCUCCAAUUACUCAUGAAAGACGCCGUCAUGGAGUUGCCAUUCCUCCUUCUAUUGGCGAAACUCCAACCAGGCUGCCUUCCUUUCCCAAUACUGCACCUGUGCCAAAUUACCCCGUCACAAAGGACUCGCCUCCCAAUAUUAGCGACUUGACUGAGAGAGAAGGUAAAGUGAAAUAUCUUCCAGGCAGCUGGUUUGAUGAUUCGUACCGACCAAUCUCCAGUGGUAAUGAGCAGAAGAAUAUUCCACUUACUGCCGGUGCAUAUGACAACAAUGAAUCACCCAUUGAAUCUCUCCCCAACUAUCUUCCGUCAUUCAAGGAGCGUCUGAAGAAGUCGAAUCUCCCGCUGAACGAGACCACGCACGAUGAAAAUCCAAAACGGAGUCGAAUCUUUGUCCACCAACUUGAUGACAUUCUGGAUAUGAUCAAAUCCAUCCAACAAAGAACAGAUACUGGGGUUGCCGUUAUGAGCAAAAAGAUUGAGGAGCUUUGCGCCUGGGUUGGCGAUCAACUUCAGAAUCAAAUUGAAAGCAAUGGUGAUUUGAGUCGUGCCAAUUCGGAUCUUUUCUCAAAGCAAUGCCAAAUCUCCCGGGAGAUGAUGAAGUUCCAUCUCGAAAUCCGUCUUGAAAUCGGCGUCAUGGAGCAACGGCUGAGCGACUUUGAGAACAGGGUUAUCGAUGAACUGCAGAACGAAGUUCGCUCUCUCACCAUAUCUUAUGGUGAACUGAAGCUGACAACUGAAAAAAUUAUUGCAAAGCACAUAUGCAAUGAUAACCAGAGCUUUAUCCAUGGCCACAUGCAGAAAAAUGCGGACAUUGAAAGGGAAAUCGCAUACAUGAAGGCUCACCAGGGUAGCUCAAUGACCUUCCAGGACAAUGCUUCUUUCGUAUCUGCAGGUGUCACACCCCAAGUAAGCUACUCUAGCCUUGACAGCACCGAGCCCUUGAUCUAUUCGGCCGUAUGUGGCCCUCUGUCUUCUCCCGAAGAAGCUCUUGCAACACCCAAGAGGCACCCGGCUGCCUUGGAGCAUACUCCAGUCCCUCCAAGAAAUACCCCGACUACUCCAAAGCAACUUCAGCUCACUCCAAAGGCCAGUACCGCCCCUAGGGUCAGCACUGCUGCCAUGGAUGUCGCCAUAACCCCUAUCCGUGGCCAACGACUCCCAAAGUCGGAUAGCAAGGUAGUUGGUAUGAUGCCACGCAGUGUUUCUCUUACUGGAAAGGGGAUUAUCAAAGGAAUCAAAGAUAUGACGUCCAGCUCACCAGAUAUCAAGAACACCAAGGAAAAGUCCCCCCUCGCUAAGCCCAAGAACAACGAUGACGUGAAGAAAUGGAACUUGUUUAGCAUCCGCACUCGUCGCCGCGAUGUCAGCGACACUGCUUCCAGUGGUGGCAGCAGCAAUAGCAGGUUUGGCUGGCCUUCCCGCGGUCGCCGUUCAAAGUCGAAUGCUACAAACCCUGAGGAAAUAGCCACCAGAUCUCGCUCUUCUACUCCUCCUCUGCCGGCUAUCCCUCGCACUUCUUUUAGCCCGCGCAAUGCUGAACACGCCCGCUCUAUUGAGCGUAUUCCUACCCCUUUCCCACAUGUUUCGCAAGAUCAUAAGUUCGCCACUCACCCUGCGCUCCGAGCCGGAUCUCGGACUGAAAAUGAUAAAUCUUUCAGUUCCUAUGAGACUGCCACGGAGACAUUCGAGAACAAUGCGGAGCAAAAUGUUCUUGAUGGCUCUGUUUCUGCGUUUGCCGAGCCUCGCCCUGACCUGGAAUCCGUCAAUAAAGUUCGUUCGGUUAGAGAUGUUACCCCUACAGUGAAUGACCGUGGGUGUGUUGUUGAGAGUGUGUCGCCGGAUACUGUCGUUCAUCGGUGCAGCGAGGAUGUUCGAAAGGAUGUCCAUUCGACAGAUACCCUACAGGAAUGGGACCAUGUCUCUGUUCCUGAUACCAAGUCCGAUUGA
Penicillium verhagenii is the source of this 2916-nucleotide messenger RNA. RefSeq lists its product as uncharacterized. The record is from RefSeq and is a predicted model, not a curated record. Lineage: Eukaryota; Fungi; Ascomycota; Eurotiomycetes; Eurotiales; Aspergillaceae. The coding region runs from base 1 to 2916 and encodes 971 amino acids. The transcript has 2 exons.